Choloepus didactylus (southern two-toed sloth) is the source of this 1016-nucleotide messenger RNA. RefSeq names its product paired like homeodomain 2 (gene PITX2). The record is from RefSeq and is a predicted model, not a curated record. Gene Ontology annotation, cellular component: nucleus. Gene Ontology annotation, biological process: anatomical structure morphogenesis; regulation of transcription by RNA polymerase II. Bases 1 to 978 code for a protein of 325 amino acids. Gene Ontology annotation, molecular function: RNA polymerase II cis-regulatory region sequence-specific DNA binding; DNA-binding transcription factor activity, RNA polymerase II-specific. Lineage: Eukaryota; Metazoa; Chordata; Mammalia; Pilosa; Megalonychidae. The transcript is spliced from 3 exons.
AUGAACUGCAUGAAAGGCCCGCUGCACUUGGAGCACCAAGUAGCGGGAACUAAGCUGUCGGCAGCCUCCUCGUCCUCCUCCUGUCACCAUUCCCAGUCGCUGGCUAUGGCUUCGGUCCUGGCCCCCGGUCAGCCCCGCUCCCUGGACUCCUCCAAGCACAGGCUAGAGGUGCACACCAUCUCCGACACCUCCAGCCCCGAGGCCGCAGAAAAAGAUAAGAGCCAGCAGGGGAAGAAUGAGGACGUGGGUGCCGAAGACCCAUCCAAGAAGAAACGACAACGGCGACAGCGGACUCACUUCACCAGCCAGCAGCUGCAAGAGUUGGAGGCCACUUUCCAGAGAAACCGCUAUCCCGACAUGUCCACGCGCGAAGAAAUUGCCGUGUGGACCAACCUCACGGAAGCCAGAGUUCGGGUUUGGUUCAAGAAUCGCCGGGCCAAGUGGAGAAAACGGGAGCGCAACCAGCAGGCAGAGCUGUGCAAGAAUGGUUUCGGGCCGCAGUUCAACGGGCUUAUGCAUUCCUACGACGACAUGUACCCUGGCUACUCGUAUAACAACUGGGCCGCCAAAGGCCUCACGUCGGCUUCCCUGUCCACUAAGAGUUUCCCCUUCUUCAACUCGAUGAACGUCAAUCCCUUGUCCUCGCAGAGCAUGUUCUCCCCGCCCAACUCCAUUUCUUCCAUGAGCAUGUCGUCCAGCAUGGUGCCCUCAGCGGUGACGGGCGUCCCAGGUUCCAGCCUCAACAGCUUGAAUAACUUGAACAACUUGAGCAGCCCGUCGCUGAAUUCCGCGGUACCGACGCCUGCCUGUCCUUACGCACCACCGACUCCGCCAUACGUUUACAGGGACACGUGUAAUUCGAGCCUGGCCAGCCUGAGACUGAAAGCAAAGCAGCACUCCAGCUUCGGCUACGCCAGUGUGCAGAACCCGGCGUCCAACCUGAGUGCUUGCCAGUACGCGGUGGACCGGCCGGUGUGAGCGGCUCCGGAAUACCGGGAUCCUAGGACCGUGCCGGA